AAGAAUGCUACAGGAAGACGACGUCGUGUGCCUCGAGAAAACGAGCUGCCAUUUUUGUCAGCACUUCAUGCGAAGAACGACACAACAAACCUUUUUGGGUUAAACUUGGCGAGUCAACAGAAAACAUGCAACAAAGCCCUACUUUUCCUCUUAGGUAAGGAAACAAUUCAAACUUUGAACGGUUCCAUUUAAGCCAUUACGCUGUUGUUUGCGAAGUGAGAAACUUGUAUANUUCACCUCCUAGCGAGUGGAUAAUGUGUGAGCUCGGUGCUUUUCCCAUUUUUUUAGAGAAUGAUCUUUUAAAAGUGGACAAAAUCCUAGGGUUGACUUUUUUUAAAACAAGAAAAGACUUCAAAGGAUUGAAAAAGGCGUUUUUCCAUUUACUGUAGCUGAGUUUUGUGCUCGAUGGAUUGUUUACAACUCCCGUUUAUUCGUGUAGAAGAGGCCGUUUCGUGAACUCACCGUUUCCUAACAAGAGACAUUUGGCCCAAAAGUUGAAGUUUAUUUAUGACAAAUAAAUUUGAAAACAAAUGUUGGCAGAAAUUCUACGUUUCAAGUAUAUAGGAAUGAAAGAAUGCUACAGGAAGACGACGUCGUGUGCCUCGAGAAAACGAGCUGCCAUUUUUGUCAGCACUUCAUGCGAAGAACGACACAACAAACCUUUUUGGCUUAAACUUGGCGAGUCAACAGAAAACAUGCAACAAAGCCCUACUUUUCCUCUUAGGUAAGGAAACAAUUCAAACUUUGAACGGUUCCAUUUAAGCCAUUACGCUGUUGUUUGCGAAGUGAGAAACUUGUAUAUGCCAUAAAUCGUACUUUUUAAUGGUUUCCUCUCUGAUUUUGUUGAGAUCACUUCGUGUGUAUAUACUAAAAGGAUUAUUUUUUUCAAUCUCGGUGAAUAGUGGCUUAAGGAAUAUUUAUCUCGAUUUCAAAGAAUAAUUGUUAAUUAUUUAUGUUUCAUUUUUGCUACCAUUUUGACUUCAGAUGAUCCUUUAGGCAAAGAAGAAAAACGGCUUAAAUACAUGGGUCUGGAUAAAUAUGACUACAUUCAGAAUUAUUUAGAACAAGCCAGAGAACAAACUAAAGAUAUCGAUUCACACAGCGUAAUGACGGAGACAAGCGACAGUGGAUUGCUGGGAUCAAACAGUGCAUCAUCUGAAGUUGGAACCGAGGAGGCCGGCGGUAAGUAA
Molecule: messenger RNA, 1190 nt
Organism: Porites evermanni
Lineage: Eukaryota; Metazoa; Cnidaria; Anthozoa; Scleractinia; Poritidae
Source: the annotation of a GenBank genome assembly